Molecule: messenger RNA, 3182 nt
Organism: Mizuhopecten yessoensis (Yesso scallop)
Lineage: Eukaryota; Metazoa; Mollusca; Bivalvia; Pectinida; Pectinidae
Exons: 8
Coding region: 9-2726 (905 amino acids)
Source: RefSeq, a predicted model, not a curated record
AGGGAUACAUGGAAAUUUAUCGACAUGUACGCGUGGUUUUUACCGGCAGAGAGGGGGCCGGUAAAACCACGGUAUGCAAACGAGUUCAAAAAAAAAAUGUCGACCUCAACUUGCGCGAACCAACUGUAGGAGCUGUUUUCUACCCUGAUUGGUUCUUGAUUGACUGGAAAUCUAAAGAAUGGAGACAAAAUGAUGAUAAAUCAGCUAGGGAAGUAAUGGAAAUUCGUAUGGGUGUAACGAUGAAAACAGCACAGGCAACAGGAAAAGCUGGUUUACCGACAGGGUUCCGAGACAAUGAAGAUGAUUUAUCAAUUACGUCAUCACAAAAACAUACAGCAAAUCGGCAGCAAUUACAGGAAAGCACUGCAGUUGAACAAGCUUCAAAGUAUGCCAACAUGGAUGAUGCGCUCCUAUCGUUGUGGGAUAUGGGUGGGCACUCGUCGUUUCAAGCUUCUCACAAUGUCUUCAUUUCGUCACACGGCGUAUACCUGUUAGUCUUCAGACUGACAGAUUUUCUCAAAGACAAACUGGAAACUUACAGACUAAAGAAAUGGAUUCGAAUGAUUGGCACAUUUGCAUCGUUUGAAUUGAAUGCGCCGAAGCUGAAGGAACAUGAACCGCCACUGAUAUUUGUCGGCACAUUCCUUGAUGAGUUAAAGAAAGCAUCUACGGACUUCGAGGGACAGGUACAGAAAAUACAGUCAAGCAUUUCAAAAUUUCCCGAACUUUCAUCUCACAAGUUUGUCAGGUUCUGUACACUCGAUAACAGCCAAGGAACGGAACCAGCCGAGCUGCGAUUGCUUGAUGAUACCAGGUCAGGGUUGCAGAAUCCACCACCACCAUUAGCUACCGACAAUGCUGAUGCAAACUUGGAACAAUUGCGAGGAACAAUCAUAGAAUUAGCUGAACACCAGGAUCAAUGGGGCAGAAAACUUCCAACCAGAUGGUUAAAGCUUGAGUUGGAUUUACUAAAAGCAAGAGAGAGCGGAACCAAGAUACUGACAUUGGCGGAGGUGAUUGAAAUGAACAAAAAGUCUAUAGCACCACUGGCGGAUGAUGAUGAGAUCGUACUGGCCCUUGAGUAUCUGCAUUGCACAAGGUCUGUGAUAUAUUUUCGGGAAUUUGAUCACGUCAUCAACGAUCCACAGUGGCUUGCCGAUUGCUUCAGCCUCCUGAUUACCGACGAUCAGUUUCUCCCAAAAGACGAUAUCGUACUGGCUCGAGAAUUAGAGUUGUACAAGACAAAGGGCGAGUUGACUCAGAAAUUGAUCGAUAGCUUUCUUUGCCUGGAUCAAAAUAAAGCUUUAUUGCCCUAUAAGUCAAUUAUCCUGGCUUUGAUGGAAAAGUUUGGCCUGCUGGUACGGAUGUUGAUUUCGGAACCCAAUACAGCAGAUGUUUAUUUCAGUGAGGUGUAUACCAUUCCCAGCAAACUUCUAGAGCUAGAAAACAUCAAUGGUAUCACCGAUGACAUCAAUGACCUUAAACAAAGGAAUCUUGCUGUCUCACAAACAUUAUGCUUUAUAUUCCAUGAUGUCUUUGUACCAGAGGAGCUGUUUCACAGAAUCUUUGCUUCAAUCAUGAGGACUUACAGAACAGCAUCACUAUCAGCAAGACGCAUACAAGACGAACCCGGGACAGACCCGCUGACGACGAAAGAUACGACUUGUCUUUACAGAGGAUUUGGCUGUUUCGAGGUGAAUGAUCUUUGCAGGAUGAUCUUAUCAAUGCACUGGGAGCGGUCUACAAUUGCUGUAACAUUGUUCAGUCCCUCAGAAUCUAGACUUCCUCCGUACUCUGGGCCACUUGUAAGAAAAACUCUGGAACGGAUUUUACAGGAAACUCUUCAAAUGAGUAACCAGCAACACUUUCAGUUCACACAAAAACUGCACUGUAACUUCCAUCUCAGUCCUUACGACACUCCUGUAGAGCUCCACAGCAUCAUUCACGCAAAGGGAGGCAUGUUUUGUAAAGGAGAGGAAUGUCGACAAAAACACCGGCUGAAUAAAUCGGAUCUAUCACUUUGGGGCAUAACAGAGGUAGCCAUAAAUGUACAUGGAUUUGUAUCCAGUGACGCGGCAUCCUGUCGUGACAGAAGGCCGACACCCCAGGAACUCGGUCGUCUAUCGAACAUGGUCGAGGUGUCAAAAUGUCAGCAACUCUUCAUCGCGCUUGGCCUGUCCCUACCAGAUAUCUCAAACAUUGAGCACGAGGCUAGGGGUCUGACAGCUGUCACUCAGAUUACCAGGUUGUUUCUGAAUUGGACAUACGCAUAUCCUAAUCAAACGUGUCGUCACAUCGAAAAGGCCAUGUCGGAGGUCGACAUGGCUACAGACAAUCUCAGCAUGACCUUCGAGACUGGUUGGAAAUGUGUCACUCUAGAUGGCAUAGACUCUAUCGAGGAGGGACUCGACAGACAACUAGUCGUCAGCGAAAUAAGGGGCCUUAUAGACAACAUAGGCAAGAAUUAUUUCAACCUGUUUCUGGAGCUUGGGCUCUCAGUGCCUUCCAUAGAGAAGUGUGAAAUGGAUCACCUCGGUGCUGAACGUAGAGUUGAGGCGCUGAUCAAGCUUUGGAUCAACACUUUCCGAGACCAGGCAACCGUUAUCGGGAUUGUGAAGGCAAUGAAACUCUGCAGAAUGGAUUGGCACUCAACCGCAAUGGCAUACUGUGUUGCAGACGAAGAGGAGACAGAGGAAAGGCCAUGCUGGCGUUGUGCUAUUCUGUAAUGUCGCAGAGAAGCUCGACAUGUUAACCCAUAUGUGUGGGUAUUAAAGUGUAUAUAAAUACUGACGCUUGUGAGAGAAACUUAACACAUGUGUGUAUGAACGUAUUUAUAAACUGUCUAUGAUGACAUUUUCUGCAGUGUAAAAAAUUACACGGAACGGAUUCAAGAAUGGACUAAAAAGAAAUAGUUCAAAUGUACAUGUACCCAAUAUUGCUGUAUUUUAGGACUUGAUAUCAAUGGUGUACCGUUUGAGACUUGUAAACGAUGAAGAUCCCUUUGUAUAGUUUUAAAAAAAAUAUCUACGUUCAAACGGCCCUCAUUUUACUUUCUAAUUUCUUCCCUCAAUUGACAAAAUACCCUCAUAUUCGACGUAAAGUCUCUUAAAUAUUUUUAUGAUACAAUCCUUUACUCAUUUGUGUUGCUUAUCGAACACAAUUAAUCCUGAUUACAUUUUAGU